Molecule: messenger RNA, 4488 nt
Organism: Lachnellula hyalina
Lineage: Eukaryota; Fungi; Ascomycota; Leotiomycetes; Helotiales; Lachnaceae
Product: Phospholipid-transporting ATPase
Exons: 3
Coding region: 1-4488 (1495 amino acids)
Biological process (GO): phospholipid translocation
Cellular component (GO): plasma membrane
Molecular function (GO): ATP hydrolysis activity; ATP binding; magnesium ion binding
Source: RefSeq, a predicted model, not a curated record
AUGGUUGUUACUCACGAUGAGGAAGGUGCUGCUUUGGCUUCUGAGCCGACCCUAAAUCCGACACUAACACCGACACCGACCAAAAGAUUACGAUGGGCUACCCAGUAUCUGAAAGGCACAAGCGCGACUUCGAGACGGGUGUCUAUCAUGAACCGCUUGCAUCAUCGAGGAUCCCAUAGAAGUGAGAGGAAAAGAGACUCAGGGGAAGCCGUCUCUCUGGGCGCCAAUAUCAACAAUGUUCAGGGAAUCGCGAACGAGAACGCUGACCCAAUCGCGGAGAGUGAUGAAGAAGAACGGCGACAGGUCCACUUCAACGUCCCUUUACCUCCAGACGCAUUGGAUGAUAAUGGUUACCCUAAAAAAUCUUACGGCUCGAACAAGAUCAGGACAGCAAAAUAUACGCCUUUGAGCUUCUUGCCGAAGAACCUUUGGUUCCAAUUCCACAGUAUUGCGAAUGUAUACUUUUUCAUCUUGAUUAUCUUAACCAUAUUCCCUAUUUUUGGCUCAGCCAAUCCUGGCUUGAAUGCUGUUCCCUUGAUAGUCAUUGUGGUCCUCACUGCCGUCAAAGACGCAAUCGAAGACUACAGAAGAACAGUUCUCGACCAAGGCUUGAACAACUCCCCAGUUCAUCGACUAGUUGAUUGCAACAAUGUUAACGUGGGCACCAAUCAUAUCUCAUUAUGGAGGAAAAUCAAGAAGGCAACCAGUCGAUUUAUGGCAAGUCUUUGGCCAUCGAUACGAAAUUUAUGGAAGAAAAGGGGCCAAGGAGGUAUAGACGAUCCAUUUGACAACGUACCGGGAACAUACGAAAACCAACAGAGAAACAGAAGGCAGUCCGCUUUCUCGGCGCAGAGCAUACGAACUUCAUUCGCUCCUGAACAUGACAAUAUUCAAAUGGCCCCCGUUUCGCCACAUUCACCUCGUCAGGAAGGUCUAGGCGUCCCUACGCACGAGGAAACCAUAGCAAUGCCGAAAGAAGGGCAAUCUCCCCCUUCCAGCAAAGCUUUUGGUUGUCUAAUCAAUCCGAAGUUGCCAACUGCCGGUAAGGCUCGGUUCCAGCGCGACUACUGGAAGAAUAUCCAGGUGGGUGACUUUGUUCGCAUUUAUGACAACGAUCAAUUGCCUGCAGAUGUGGUAAUUUUGUCGACUUCUGAUCCCGAUGGUGCAUGUUAUGUUGAAACCAAGAAUCUCGAUGGGGAAACAAAUUUGAAGGUGAGACAUGCCCUCCGUAGUGGCCAGAAAAUCAAGCAUGCCCAUGACUGCGAAAGAACAGAGUUCAUCAUCGAAAGUGAGCCGCCCCAAGCCAACCUGUACGAGUACAGCGCUGCUGCGCGCUGGACACAGUACGACGACAAGAUCCCAGAUUCUGUAGGCAAGUCAAUGAUUGAGCCAAUCUCUAUCAACAACAUGCUGCUUCGAGGCUGCAACCUGCGAAAUACGGACUGGGUCCUCGGCGUUGUGAUUUUUACCGGUUUUGAUACUAAAAUCAUGAUGAACUCUGGGUUGACGCCUAGCAAGCUCUCUCGCGUUACACGAGAACUCACUUAUAACGUGAUCUACAACUUCGGUGUUUUAUUCGCCAUGUGUGUGGUUUCUGCCAUCAUUGAAGGCGUGGCUUUUGGCAAGUCAAACACCAGCAUUCAGGCUUUCGAGUUUGGCUCUAUUGGCAACUCACCUGGCGCCGAUGGGUUUAUCACUUUCUGGGCGGCGCUCAUUCUUUUCCAGAAUCUGGUACCUAUCGCGUUAUAUAUCUCCAUGGAGAUUAUAAAGACCCUUCAAGCUUUCUUUAUCUAUAGCGACAUAGAGAUGUAUUACGAGAAGCUUGAUUAUCCUUGUACUCCCAAGUCCUGGAAUAUAUCCGAUGAUCUAGGUCAAAUUGAGUAUAUAUUUUCCGAUAAAACCGGCACUUUAACUCAAAACGUGAUGGAGUUCAAGAAAGCUACUAUUAAUGGUGUUGCGUACGGAGAAGCGUAUACUGAAGCUCAGGCUGGAAUGCGAAAGAGGCAAGGCAUUGAUGUUAGCAAAGAAAUAAUAAGGGCACGCCAAGAACUUGCUCACGCCCGCGACCAGAUGCUAGUGAAACUUCGCCAACUAUACGACAAUUCAUACCUUUACGAUGACGAGCUAACUUUUAUUGCUCCUGACUUCGUCGACGAUCUUGCUGGCGAAACCACUAAGGAGAGACAACAAUCUUGUCAGCACUUUAUGCUUGCUCUUGCCCUUUGUCAUACUGUUAUCCCUGAAAAGUCACCUGGAGACCCUCCCCAUAUCGAGUUCAAAGCACAGUCACCUGAUGAAGCAGCCUUGGUUGCCACAGCUCGAGAUGUCGGGUACACGGUGCUGGAGAAAUCACUGGACGCCAUACAACUGAAUUUGCAGGGACAGGAAAUAUCAUACAAAAUUCUGAACACCAUAGAGUUCAAUUCUACGCGAAAACGAAUGAGUUCUAUUAUUGAAUUGCCAGAUCGAAGAAUCGUACUUUUCUGCAAGGGCGCAGACAGUAUGAUAUAUUCUCGUUUGAAGCAAGGGGAACAACCAGGGCUACGUAGGACUACUGCCGAGCACUUGGAAGUCUUCGCGAGGGAGGGGUUGAGGACCCUUUGUAUUGCCGAGAGAGAACUUGGCAGAGCAGAGUAUGAGAGAUGGAACCAGGAAUACGAAAUCGCCUCGCAGGCAAUUCAAAACCGGGAGGACAAAAUGGAAGCUAUAGCGGAUGCUAUAGAAACCGAAUUAACGUUGCUGGGAGGCACUGCAAUCGAAGAUCGUCUACAAGAAGGUGUGCCUGAUAGUAUUGCACUCCUUGCCGACGCGGGUAUCAAGCUUUGGGUCCUCACUGGGGACAAAGUCGAGACUGCGGUCAAUAUCGGAUACUCGUGCAACCUCCUGAAUAACGACAUGGAACUCAUCAUCUUGAGGUUCGACGACGACGAGUCAGCUGAGAUAGAGCUUAACAAACAUCUAGCAUCGUUUGAUAUGACUGGGUCUGACCAAGAACUUGAAGCGGCAAAGAGAAAUCACGAGGCUCCUGCCCCAACCCACGCCAUUGUCAUCGACGGAGAUUCCCUCAAACUUGUACUAGGCGAACAACUGCGGCAAAGAUUUCUGCUUCUUUGUAAACAGUGUAAAUCAGUCCUUUGCUGCCGGGUGAGUCCUGCGCAGAAAGCAGCUGUCGUCUCGAUGGUCAAAUCUGGGCUGGACGUUAUUACCUUAUCAAUUGGAGACGGAGCUAACGACGUUGCAAUGAUCCAGAAAGCGGAUGUAGGCGUCGGUAUUGCAGGAGAAGAAGGCCGUCAAGCAGUCAUGUCAUCCGAUUACGCCAUUGGUCAAUUCCGUUUCUUGCAAAGACUGAUCCUCGUUCAUGGCCGCUGGUCAUAUCGAAGGAUAGGGGAGUUUAUUGCGAACUUCUUCUAUAAGAAUAUUGUGUGGACUUUUACGCUGUUUUGGUACCAGAUCUUUUGCGACUUCGAUAUGACGUACCUUUACGACUCUUCCUAUAUCACCCUCUUCAAUCUAGCUUUCACCUCUGUCCCUGUCAUCUUCAUGGGUGUAUUAGACCAGGAUGUUAGCGAUACUGUCUCCCUAGCUGUGCCACAACUAUAUCGUCGUGGUAUUGAGCGGAGAGAGUGGACUCAGACUAAAUUUUGGUUAUAUAUGCUUGAUGGCCUUUACGGAUCAGCUAUAUGCUUCUUUGUAGCAUAUCUUCUAUUUCUAAAUGGCAAUUUUGCUAUAGACUCCGGCAUUAACAUCGAUGACCAUGAAACGUUCGGGGUUUUUGUCGGCCCAGCUGCAGUCAUGGUUAUUAAUCUGUAUAUUUUCAUUAAUACCUACAGAUGGGAUUGGCUCAUGGGACUUCUGGUGGCAAUAAGUAUUGUAUUGGUAUUCUUUUGGACAGGGGUCUACUCUGCUUUUACCUCCGCAGGGUACUUCUACAAAGCCGGUGCUCAGACUUUUGGCCAGCCAGCUUUCUGGGCGGUGACAAUUCUGUCGGUUGUUUUAUCUCUGAUGCCUCGAUUUUGCAUCAAAGUAAUUCAAAAGGUCUACUUCCCGCGAGACAUAGAUGUCAUCCGCGAACAGGUCCGGCAAGGAAAGUUUGAUCAUCUUGAUCGUGGCAACAGGCCUGGCGCAAUAUCAAAGGGCGCCUCUGCAGCUUCAUCUCGUACCGCAAAGCUCAGUAAACACACCCAACAUCCCAGCGAAGACCAACGGCCAUUUUACCCACCGUCCAUCGCCCCAACUGCGACAACACACAACGCCCGAAGUCAAUAUGGCAGUGAUGGGACAGAAUAUACGCGCCAUAUGUCGACGUCAGAUCAGCCGCUUCCUCGGACGUCGACUGAUAAGACAAGGCCAUCAUUCGAGGAGAUGCGCACCUCUAUGGAUGUCAUGCGACCCUCUCACGAACAGAAUGAUGAUUUCACGUCUGCGGCAAUGCUCACACGAGUAGAAUCUAGCCAUUCCUACGCCCCUAGCCAGAGCAGGAAAUCAUGA